GGGGGCAGGUAUUUUCAGGUGUACAGAGUCUGGUCUCAUCAGGCAAACAAUUUCUGCAUUUUUCUUGGUAGCCUAUUUCACGAAGAAAAGAAAAUAACUGAAAAAUGACUGGACGCGGCAAGGGAGGCAAAGGAUUGGGAAAGGGAGGCGCCAAGCGUCAUCGCAAGGUGCUCCGUGAUAACAUCCAGGGUAUCACCAAGCCGGCUAUUCGCCGAUUGGCCCGUCGCGGCGGUGUAAAGCGUAUUUCUGGCUUGAUUUACGAGGAAACUCGCGGUGUGCUUAAGGUUUUCCUUGAGAACGUUAUCCGUGACGCUGUCACGUAUACCGAGCACGCCAAGCGCAAAACUGUGACCGCCAUGGACGUGGUCUACGCUCUCAAGCGCCAGGGACGUACCCUCUACGGUUUUGGCGGCUAAACACUACGCCCCAUAACGUCUACUUAAUCAAUAACCAUGGGGUUAACUUAACUACAUUCAAAUUUAUUGAUCGAAUUGAUAAUUAAUCAGUAGCAUUCAAAACUAUCUUAACCAGACGCAUGUAUUCUAUAAUUCCACAAAUAUACGGACUUAAUAAAUCCAAAAUAACCGCGUA
Molecule: messenger RNA, 591 nt
Organism: Drosophila elegans
Lineage: Eukaryota; Metazoa; Arthropoda; Insecta; Diptera; Drosophilidae
Gene: His4r
Product: histone H4
Exons: 3
Coding region: 105-416 (103 amino acids)
Biological process (GO): nucleosome assembly
Cellular component (GO): nucleosome
Molecular function (GO): protein heterodimerization activity; structural constituent of chromatin; DNA binding
Source: RefSeq, a predicted model, not a curated record